CUUGGGGGGUGGGGGGGAGAUAUCCAAUACUAGUAGUAUAAUUAAAAACAAGGGUUGAUUACUUCUUCAUUUUCUGGGUUUGCGUUUAAAGUCUUCAUUAAUUCUUACAACAUAAGUUUAAGCUCAAAACCCAAUGCAAUGUUAUGAAGUAAAGAGGCUUUGGUAAUGCGACUGCUAGAAUACAAAGAGGGUUUUAAUUCUCAGUGUGGCUCCUUCUUCUCUUCAGGGUAGGAAGCAAAUUGGUGAAAAGUUUCCUCUUUUGGAAAGGUUUGAUUUGUCUUCUUCUUCUUUGGAAAGUGGCCUUCUUCAAGGGGGGUUUUAGCACUCGGUGAAAGUUUCCUACUUUUUGGAAGGUUUUGCUUUUGGAAUCUAUGUUUGGAGGUGUCUUUUCUGUGCCUGUGAACAAUCCUCACCUGCGCAAAUCUGGAAGUAGGCUCAUCAUCGCUAAUCUUGAAGGAGAGAAUGACUUGAAGAACUCAAGUAUGCAACUAGGUACAAUUGCCAAACUGCGAAGCCCUUUAAUCCUUAGCAGCCUCAAGGUUGCUUUGUAUGUCGGUGGUCUUUAUGUUUGUGGAAAGAUUGGAUGGGAAUCUGUAAUGAAAAUGGGAUUAGACACAAGAGAACUGUUCUUCUAUGAGACCUUUCUGUAUUACAAUCCUCUCCUUCUCAUUACAAUGAUGGUUUGGCUCUGGGGUGUGAAUCUGUGGGUGUUUUCUCGAACUGGAGUCGAUUACGCAGCAAUAUUUUAUCUAGGACCAGAUCAUCUUAGUCACAAAGAGAUAUGGAAGUGUGCUAGGUGGAUGACGACGAUAAUAUUGACUAGCAUGACUGCCUAUCUGUACCUAUACUCGCAUGGAGAUGUGUCCUUGGCUGCUUCUCAACCAAUUGUUUUGUAUCUCUCUGCUGUGAUCAUUCUCAUCAUCCCUUUCGAUAUCUUCUACAUGUCCUCUCGUUACUACUUGCUAUGGACUUUUUGGCGCAUUCUCUUCCCUGUUAAGACGGUUUCGUUUUCAGACUUCUUCCUAGCUGAUAUCCUUACUUCUUUGUCAAAGGUUCUGUCCGAUUUGGAGCGUUCUGUAUGUCGUAUGGUCCAUAGACAGGUAGCUACUGUUGCAUGGUUUGAAGCAGAUUCUGUUUGUGGGAGUCAUUCGGCUGUAAUCCCCUUAGUUCUUGUUCUACCUUAUCUUUUCCGUCUGUUCCAAUGCAUUCGUCAGUACAAAGAUAGCAAAGACAUUGCAAACAUCUGGAAUGCUGGGAAGUAUUUAACGGCAGUGCCAGUCAUCUUUCUAUCAGCACUCAAGUAUUUUAUCGAUCAGGAUACAUGGACUUACUCCAUUCAGCCUGCUUGGAUCCUCUCUGGCCUAGCCAACACUUUCUUCUCCUUCUUUUGGGAUGUUUUACGCGAUUGGGAUCUAAGUGUCUUCACUCGGAUUUUCAAAUUCACCAAACCAAAUCUUUGCUCUCAUCUUCUUUAUGGACGCCGUUGGGUGUAUGUUUGGGUGAUUGGAAGCAAUCUAGUACUAAGGUGGACAUGGACGUACAAGCUAUCAGCUCAUCUCCGUAACAACUACAUCACGGUCUUCAUCAUCACUCUUCUGGAGAUUUACAGACGGUUCCAGUGGGCGUUUUUCCGUAUAGAGAACGUGUGGUACAAGAUCAACAACCCCAAGCGUACUACUUCUCAUCAGACGAAUCCUGUUUCACUCCAAAACGAUAACGGUGGCGAACAGGAGAAGUUACUCGCACAUAGUCACAGCCUCGGUGUAUAAGAAGAAUGCCACAGGUUUUCUUGUUUCUUUGCUGAGGUUUUUGAAACAAGUUUUGAACAACAAGCACAUACAAAGUACGCUUUCUUUUGUACUUUAUAACUUGUAACUUCUAUUACAGAGAAAUAGAGAGAGAGAGAGAGAGAGAGAGAGAGGCUGACUCUCUAAUAUACAGAAAGAUGUGUAACUUUUAUAGACUACUGGAAUAAUAUAAACAUUACCUGUUUUGUGAACUUAAAA
This is a messenger RNA of Brassica napus (rape), 2006 nucleotides long. Its product is annotated as SPX and EXS domain-containing protein 5. Gene Ontology annotation, cellular component: cytoplasm; membrane. The transcript has 15 exons. The record is from RefSeq and is a predicted model, not a curated record. Bases 372 to 1769 code for a protein of 465 amino acids. NCBI's taxonomy places the organism in Eukaryota, Viridiplantae, Streptophyta, Magnoliopsida, Brassicales, Brassicaceae.